AUGGUCCAAUUCGUCUUCACGCCCUGGCGCAACCGCGCCGAGCUCCUCAAAGUCCGCAGCCAGUUCUACCCAUCAUCAUCAGCCACAACACCACCGUCCCCACCAACGCCGCACCACAAAUGGACCCCGGCCGAGCUGCAGGACAUCCAACGGGCGAUCGCGCGCGUGUUCAUGUGGGUGCACCGCGGCAACUGCCCGCACGUGGUGGAGUCGACGGCGAUGCUGAUGUCGGCGGUGCUGCUGGACCGGCGGCACACGACGACGACCACCACCACCACCGCCACCAGCGCACAACACGGCAGCGACGCCACCGGCCCGGACGCGGCAAGCGAGUACGGCGUGCGCGCGGCGUACCUCACGGCGUUCACGCGAUUCGUGACAGGCCUGCUGGACGGGCACCAGGACCGCGCGCGCAAGCUGAGCAUGUACGGCGUGGCCAAGACGGUGGGGCUGCCCGCGGGCUUCGUCGAGCUGCGCCACCAGGGCACCCACGAGCCCAUGCCCGGGCUGGCGCAGCUGCGGCCCGCCGCCGGCAGGGCGCUGGUCUGGAUCUGGGAGUACUACUGGAGGAACCUGCCGGACGGGCAGGGAGGGGGUGAGGGCGGGGUCCGGGUGGCGGCGGGGACUCCACGAGCUGCUGCUGCUGCUGCUUCUGCCACUACUGCGUUGGACGGGCUGGCUGCUGGGAAACGGCAGCCUGUGGUGGUGGUUGCUGCUGCUACGUCUACGAUCAAGGGGCGGAUGUGCCGCGCUGCGCUGAUGGGGUAUCUGCAGAGGCAGGAAGGGGAGGUGGGCGGUGAGGCGGCGAAGCAGGCGUUGACGAGGCAGCUGGGGCAGUGGGAUGAUGCGCUCGUGUUGAGGACGCUGGAGGAUAUCGGACAGUCUGCGAGGGACGGAGGCAUAUUGUCACGGUCGGUGAAGCUUGCAAGGGAAAUUCUCCUCCGGGCUACGGGAGACGAGUCACAGCAAGAUGAGGAAAAGGAGAUACCCGCAGAUCAUGAGCAGUUGAGGAAAGAGCUGCGUGAGGCUAGGGAGGAGGUCGAAGGCUUGGUGAGUGGGAGUGAGGGCGGCAAGAGGAAACGGGAUGGUGCCGAUGAUGAUAGCCCUGGCUGGAAGAGAUGGAAAGGCCCGUGGGCGUCGCGACCCAUAGGGAUCCUGUAA
Diaporthe amygdali is the source of this 1161-nucleotide messenger RNA. RefSeq lists its product as uncharacterized. Bases 1 to 1161 code for a protein of 386 amino acids. Gene Ontology annotation, cellular component: Las1 complex; preribosome, large subunit precursor. NCBI's taxonomy places the organism in Eukaryota, Fungi, Ascomycota, Sordariomycetes, Diaporthales, Diaporthaceae. Gene Ontology annotation, biological process: maturation of LSU-rRNA; maturation of 5.8S rRNA. Gene Ontology annotation, molecular function: endonuclease activity. The transcript has a single exon. The record is from RefSeq and is a predicted model, not a curated record.